UCGCUCGUUCAGCGAGGAGACGUAAAGAACGUGAAGGAGCAGCUGGGAGCAGCGUGGACAUGGAGGACGCUCUGCUGUGGGUUGUGGGUGUGCUGUUACUCCUGUUCUGCACUCUGGAUGUGUGGUAUUACCUACGAGCCGUGUUGGUGGUGACCAAAGCCUGGUUCCUCUCACCUGUGUUUGACGUGACCGGAGAGCAGACGGCCAGCGGACGCGUGGUUCUCAAUGAUAUAGAUCUGUGCCACAUGAACAACGCUCGAUACCUGCGUGAGUGCGACUUCGCCAGAUUGUCUUUGUACACCCGUAAUGGAGUCUUCAAGGCUUUGAGGGCACUCGGGGCCACAGCGGUGGUCGGAGCGACUACCAUCCGCUACAGACGGCCUCUGUGUGUCGGUGAGGCAUUUGAGCUGCGCAGUCGAAUCGUCAGCUGGGAUGAGAAAUCCUUUUAUCUGGAACAGCGCUUCGUGUCUUGUAAAGAUGGGAUGGUCUCGGCUGUUAUGUUCUGCAAGCAGAAUGUUCUGCGCAGCACUCCAGACAAGAUCCUGCAAUACCUGUGCAAGAGAAAGGUUGAAGUGCCAGAAUUUCCUGAAGACCUGCAGCACUGGAUCAAUUUCAUCUCGGCCAGCAGUAAAGCCCUGAGGGGGGAAAGCCAGCUCCAUGAUAAAAAGAGCCAAUGAAGACUCGCUGCCUUAAAUGAACUCAAACACGCUGCUUUACAAAACAGCAACAUGUAUUCAACUCUCAGGUGUUUGGACACUCCAGAGCACAAUAGUAAUCUGACUUCUGCUGUAGUUCAGAAACCUGGGUCAUGCCACAUUAUGAUUUGUGCAGAUUGUAAGAUUAUGAAUAGCCAUAAAUAUAUGCUUAAAAUCAAUGCACUCACAAAUGAUUUUUUAAUUUGCUUUUCAGCAUUAACAAAGCAAAAAUAAGAACAAAUAAUAAUAAUUAAUAAUACAUAAAUAUGAUGCAUAAUACAAAAUAUACAUAUCAAAAUAUUUAAUAAUUAAAUUAAAAUAAAAUAUAGUAAAAUAUAAUGUUAAUAAAAUAUAGUGACACUAUUAUUAAUUAGUUUACAUUACUUUGUCAUCUUUUUGGUGCAGUGGGUAGCAUAAUCGCCUCACAGCGUGGGUUUCCUUCGGGUGCUUCUGUUUCUCCCACAGGCCAAAGACAUGCGCUAUAGGUGAAUUGCGUGAGCUAAAUUGGUCGUAGUGUAUGUGUGUGAAUGAGUGUAUGGGUGUUUCCCAGUGUUGGGUUGCAGCUGGAA
Danio aesculapii is the source of this 1264-nucleotide messenger RNA. It is a transcript of the gene them6, whose product is annotated as thioesterase superfamily member 6. The record is from RefSeq and is a predicted model, not a curated record. The transcript is spliced from 3 exons. Lineage: Eukaryota; Metazoa; Chordata; Actinopteri; Cypriniformes; Danionidae. The coding region runs from base 60 to 677 and encodes 205 amino acids.